This is a messenger RNA of Naegleria fowleri, 1149 nucleotides long. RefSeq lists its product as uncharacterized. The transcript has 5 exons. The coding region runs from base 1 to 1149 and encodes 382 amino acids. NCBI's taxonomy places the organism in Eukaryota, Heterolobosea, Eutetramitea, Acrasida, Naegleriidae. The record is from RefSeq and is a predicted model, not a curated record.
AUGGGCAACGUGAACGUUUCCUCACUGCAAUCCUACUCACAAAAUGUUGGACAUGCUCUCAUGGAUGUCAACAAUUACACACCAUGGCUAUGGAUUGCCAAUUGUGGAUUUAUGGCCCUUGCAACUGUUGCUCCUCGAACAUUAACCAAAUGGCAAAGUGACGCCUACACUUCUCAACCCAUGAGAAACUAUGGACCACAAAACUUUUUGAUGCAAUCAGUGACUGGAUACAUUUACCAUCAAGUUCCAUACAAUAUAUGGACACACAUUUUGACUUUCCCAUUGGAUUUAACAUGGUGGGGCUACUAUUUCGCCUAUUUUGGAAAAUUAUGGACUGGUCAUCCAGGUUAUUUCUAUUGGGCUCACUAUGCUCUUAGUAUUGCCCAAUUAAUCACUUACUGUGUUGGUCCUGCCACAGCUCAAGGUGAGAAAUGUGUUUUGAAAAAGUUCGAUCCUGCAGCACAAGUCAAUUUGGCAGAUAAGAAAAAUUGGCCUCUUGUUGAAGUUGAGGUUUGUAAAAAGAAGCAUCCAAAGAGACACUUUUAUUGGCUUCAAUUUAUUGUCACUGCUUCAUUCUUUACUUUCUGGUAUUCAUUGUUACCUUAUUGGUUACCUGGACCUAAGGAAAUUACACAAAAAUUACUUCCUGAAUUUAUUUGGAAUUAUAUUCCUGAGGUAUUGAGACAAUCGGACAUGUUUUGGGUUAAUUUCUUCUUGUUGCAUAAUGCUAUUCUUCGUGUGACUGGACACAUGGCAGAUUAUUUACCUCCAAUCAUGUUUGAUCCAGAUCAUCACGAUGCUGGAUUCACUGGUUUGGGUAAAGGAUUUAUUGCUUACUUUAAAUACUUCUCUUGGAAAUGGAUGGUUCAAACACCUUUAGGAAUUCUUUCAGAAUUGUGUGCUGGAUAUCCAGGAAGACUCUACGUUUGGAGACUUGUGGCCAAUUUGAGACGUGUUUUGAAUUUUGUUGGUGUUCCAGAUAACAAGCAAACAUUCUUUACCAUGAAUUGGAAUGAAGUUGAACAAGCUAAGAAGACAAUUAAUCAAUCGGGUUGGAAUGCUUGGCCAUUGACUGCCAAAUUGUUCGAAUGGGCCAAAGUUGAAGAUGUUGAUAAUACAGAUGAUGAUGAUGAUGAAAAAGAUGAAUAA